This is a messenger RNA of Salpingoeca rosetta, 2190 nucleotides long. RefSeq names its product fascin 2A. The record is from RefSeq and is a predicted model, not a curated record. Gene Ontology annotation, biological process: actin filament bundle assembly; establishment or maintenance of cell polarity; cell migration. Bases 164 to 1657 code for a protein of 497 amino acids. NCBI's taxonomy places the organism in Eukaryota, Choanoflagellata, Craspedida, Salpingoecidae. Gene Ontology annotation, molecular function: actin filament binding; protein-macromolecule adaptor activity. The transcript has 2 exons. Gene Ontology annotation, cellular component: actin cytoskeleton; cytoplasm.
UGGGGGAACAACAACAAACCAACACAUACACAACCCCGCCCUCUUCCACAAACCAGUCUCAUCGUCGCGUCCGACACAACACAACACCCAAACCACAGCAAAGCGCCUUGCUUCUUCUCGUCCUCUCGAGACACGCAGACCCCCACAACAACAACAAGCAGAAAUGGCUCUUCCCGUCCACCCUGGUGACAGCCUCCCUUGGGCUCUUGGCUUCCGUGAUGUCAACGGCAAGUACUUGACCGUGGAGAACUUUGGCCACCGCCUCAACAUCAACGGCGGCUCCAUGAAGACCAAGCAGAUCUUCCAGAUUGAGCAGGACGAGGGCGCCGGCUCCAAGGUGUUCAUCCGCACCCCGCACGGCCGCUACCUCACCGCCAAGCCCGACGGCACCUGGGCUGCGGAUGCCGAGACCCGCGGCACCAACGAGGAGUUUGAGAUUGAGGUGCAGCCCGAUGGCCGCUGGGCCCUCAAGAGCGCCCAUGGCUACUACUGCGGCGGCGCUGGCGAGAAGAUCGACGCCUUCACCAAGGAGGUUGCCGAGGACCGCCUCUUCAUCGUCAACCUGGCCAUGCACCCCCAGGUCUGCAUCUGGAACGUCAACCGCAAGACCUACCUCCACCUCGAGGGCGAGGUCAUCAACGCUGAUGAGCCCAUCCCAUGGGGCGCCGACGCCACCAUCACCCUCACCUUCUUUGACAGCACGGGCAAGUACGGUCUCCAGGCCUGCGACGGCCGCUUCCUCAAGAGCGACGGCACCCUCACCACCGUCGACACCGACCCCACCAUCCAGUACACCCUCGACAUGUUCGGCGGACAGAUGGCCUUCCGCGCCUCCAACAACAUGUACCUCACCUGCCUCGGCGGCAAGGGCACCUGCCGCGCCACCAAGCAGGGCCCUCCCGGCAAGGACGAGCUCUUCGUCCUCGAGGACUCCCACCCCCAGAUCAAGAUGACCUCCUGGCAGGGCAAGAAGGUCUCCGUCCGCUCCAGCGUCGAGGCCACCGCCAACCAGACCGACACCACAGAUGCCGAGCGCUUCCAGAUUGAGAUUGACGACAGCGGCAAGUGGAACAUCCGCACCAACAAGAACACCUUCUGGUACACCUCCGAGGACGGCACCAUCAUGACCGACGGCGCCAGCAAGAACGCUGCCAACUCCAAGUUCACCAUCGAGUGGCUCAACGACAGCAUCGCCCUCAAGGCCAGCAGCGGCAAGUUUGUCUCCGUCAAGAAGAACGGCGGCCUCGUCGCCAAGGACGCCGACAUCGCCGCCGAGUCCACCUUCGUGUACGAGCUCAUCAACCGGCCCCUCCUCGUCCUCCGCGGCCAGCACGGCUUCAUCGCCACCACGGACAAGUCCAAGCAGCUCAUGUCCACCAGCGCCAAGGCCUUCACCUACAACAUGCACGUCAAGGCCGGUGUGUGCCACAUCAGCGACCCCACCAAGGACUUCUGGAACGUCGCCUCCGACGCCUCCGCCGUCACCGUCGAUGGCAAGCAGCCCACCAAGUUCUUCCUCGAGUUUGUUGGCCUCUCCAAGAUCGCCCUCAAGCACAUGUCCGAGGAUGGCUCCAGCGCCUACCUGCGCUCCCACCAGAACGGCUCCGUCACUGUCGAUGGCGACAAGGUCGAUGCCUCCACCACCUUUGAGUUCUGAGUGCGCUAGCUUGCGCCGUCGGUGUCGGCUCAUCCCUUGAGACCCUGCCUGUCCUGACUCCCCUCCGCCCAAGCUUCAUGCCACCAGUUUCCAUUUCGAAUUUCCCUCUUUGACCGACGUAUCCGUGGCUGCAGAGGCCGUGCGCUUAUUGUAUGUAUGACCGUCUGUUGCCGCUGUCGGUUCACCUCGUUUUUGCUUUUCUCUUUCCCAUCCUCGUCCAAGCACCUUUCCUUUGCUCCUCUUUGCUUCGUGUAUCAUGGGCCCUUCCACUUCCUCUUCCUCUUCUUCCGCGCGUGGUCGUCUGCCGUCGCUGGCUUAUCACGUUUGCACAUGUUCGUGUGUAUGCGCGCGUACCUGUGCGUUUCUGCGUGUGUGCGUGUUUGUGUUCGUAACACCGUUAUGAGUAUGCUGUUGCUUGGUUGUCUCGUUUCAAAUUGUGUCCCAAGCAUGACGCUGGGCUAACAAGAGGUGUGUGUCCGAGCAAACAAACCCCAGCUUGUCAACAAAACCCCAAAUACACCAGGGCAACCCUC